UCCUCUCCGUUGCAAAACUCCGACUCAGUUUCAACCGGGGCGACUAGAUUAAUUCAAUGGAUGAUUUGGCUGCUUACUACUCUCACUACAGUCUACCGGCGAGCAUUCCUCCUCUGCCGUUGGGAGUGGCUCCGAUUUCAAUUACUCCAGCUCAUUCCGUCUAUUUGCCUACACACGCCUCAAUCGGAGCUCGCGAUGAGGUUCGUACGCUUUUCGUUGCUGGACUUCCUGAAGAUGUCAAGCCCCGGGAGAUCUAUAAUCUCUUUCGAGAGUUCCCAGGAUACGAGACUUCGCAUCUUCGGAGCUCAGACGGAGCUAAGCCCUUCGCAUUUGCUGUGUUCUCGGAUCUGCAAUCAGCUGUAGCGGUGAUGCAUGCUCUCAAUGGAAUGGUAUUUGAUCUUGAAAAUCAUUCUACUCUUCACAUUGAUCUUGCCAAAUCAAACCCCAAAUCUAAGCGAACAAGAACAGACGAUGGUUGGCAAAGCUUGAAAAAACCCAAGUCUUGGAGGACAACUACUGAGUCUGGUUUUGGCAGCUUUCACACUCCUGGAAUGAGUAGUUCUGCUUACAACACAAUUGGUUAUUCACAUACACAAAGUCAAGGAAUUGCUAAUGUUGUUAGGAGGGCACCGACUACUGGAAAAUCUAAUACUAAUGUGGCAGAUCCUUGUCCUACACUUUUCUUAGCGAAUAUGGGACCAAAUUGCACUGAAGCUGAGCUAGUUCAAGUUUUCUCGAGAUGCCGGGGCUUCUUGAAAUUGAAGAUUCAGGGUACAUAUGGCACUCCUGUUGCAUUUGUUGAUUUCCAGGACAUCAGUUGCUCAAGUGAAGCACUGCAUACUCUUCAAGGCACAGUGCUUUACUCAUCCCUCACUGGGGAGGGUUUGAGGCUGCAAUAUGCUCGUUCACGGAUGGGUAUGCGUAAGAAGAUUGAUUAGUGUUAAAAUUGAUUAUGCUCUGAUUCAUAAAGAUAAAGUAGAAUGUUAUGCCAAGACGGCAUAGGUAGUGAACUUUGCUACAUGCAUGUAUAGUUACAGUACGCAGAUGUAUUAUUUAUCAUAUUGAUUUAAAGAACCAUUAUCGGAGAGCAA
This is a messenger RNA of Capsella rubella, 1091 nucleotides long. RefSeq lists its product as uncharacterized. NCBI's taxonomy places the organism in Eukaryota, Viridiplantae, Streptophyta, Magnoliopsida, Brassicales, Brassicaceae. The transcript has 10 exons. The record is from RefSeq and is a predicted model, not a curated record. Gene Ontology annotation, molecular function: mRNA binding. Bases 57 to 938 code for a protein of 293 amino acids.